UGAUGCACGAUGCCAAUUGUUGAUAAGCUAAAGGAAGCUCUGAAACCUGGUCGGAAGGAUUCAACAGAUGAUGGCGAUCUGGGGAAGCUCUUGGCUUCUUCUGCCAAAAAAGUCCUCCUACAGAAGAUAGAAUUUGAGCCUGCAAGCAAGAGCUUCUCUUACCAAUUAGAGUCCUUAAAGAGCAAAUAUGUGCUGCUGAACCCCAGAAUAGAAAGUAUUGGUCGCCACAAGAGUUGUGAUGAGGCACAGAUCAGGAGACAGGGCAGUGAUCAUGUGUUUGAAAGCUGUAGUGAUGGUGUUCCAGCCCCACAGAAAGUUCUCUUCCCUAUGGAUCGACUAUCUUUGAAGUGGGAGCGCAUUUACCGAGUUGGAGCAGGUCUCCAUAAUUUAGGCAACACCUGUUUCUUGAACUCCACCAUACAGUGUUUGACCUACACACCCCCUCUAGCUAAUUACUUGCUUUCUAAGGAACAUACUCGGAACUGUCACCAAGGAGGUUUUUGUAUGCUGUGUGUUAUGCAGAAUCACAUGAUCCAGGCCUUUGCCAAUAGUGGCAAUGCUAUCAAGCCAGUCUCCUUUAUCCGAGACCUGAAAAAAAUUGCUAGGCACUUCCGCUUUGGAAACCAGGAAGAUGCACAUGAAUUUCUUCGGUACAUUAUUGAUGCUAUGCAAAAGGCCUGCUUGAAUGGCUAUACAAAAUUAGAUCGCCAGACACAGGCAACUACUUUAGUCCAUCAAAUUUUUGGAGGUUACCUGAGAUCUCGUGUUAAGUGCUCAGUAUGUAAAAGCGUCUCUGACACCUACGACCCCUAUUUGGAUGUUGCACUGGAGAUCAGGCAAGCUGCAAAUAUUGUACGUGCCUUGGAGCUGUUUGUAAAACCAGAUGUCUUGAGUGGAGAGAAUGCUUACAUGUGUGCUAAAUGCAAGAAAAAAGUCCCAGCAAGUAAGCGCUUCACAAUUCAUAGGACAUCCAAUGUCUUAACCCUCUCCCUGAAGCGCUUUGCAAACUUCAGUGGGGGUAAAAUUACCAAGGAUGUGGGAUAUCCAGAAUUCCUUAAUAUACGUCCAUAUAUGUCCCAAAGUAAUGGUGACCCUGUUAUGUAUGGAUUAUAUGCUGUACUUGUCCAUUCAGGUUAUAGCUGCCAUGCUGGACAUUAUUACUGUUAUGUGAAGGCUAGCAAUGGGCAGUGGUAUCAGAUGAACGAUUCUUUGGUCCAUUCAAGUAAUAUCAAAGUGGUCCUGAAUCAGCAAGCUUAUGUUCUGUUCUAUCUCAGAAUUCCAGGCUCUAAGAAGAGUCCUGAGGGCCCCAUUGCAAAAACUGCCUCUGCCCUUCCUGCUCGAACAAACAAUAUAGUUCCAGAACACAUCAAGAAAAAUAUUAGUAAUGGUGUUGACCCCUCACCAUUAAUUGGCAAGAAACUGGACUUAGUAUCAGUGAAAAAAUUGCAAACAUCAGAAGAGAAUGGUGUCCCAGUUUCCAGAAAUAGCUUUGCGGUAGGCCCUAAAUCACAGAAUGGAAGUGUUCAACUAAAGCUGCCCUUGGGGUCCCUGUCCCCAAAACUUUGUGCAAAGCCUAUCCAUGGACCCAUCAUACUGGAUAAAUUGGGAAAAAAGGUUAAGAAGCCUCUCUCCCUACAACACCUUUCUCCCUCACUAAAAGUGUCUCAGGGGUUAAAUGGCAUCAGCAGCUUAAGCAACACUAAACUUGAGAGCCGUAGGCAAAGCUCAUGGGAGAGCAAGAAUGCUAUAUUAGCUACCUCACCUAAGCUCCUGCCUGAAGUGACUGUCAAUGACCAUGGGCCAAAGAGUAAUGGUGAGUGUUCAGAUCCCAAGAGGAAGGAUUCCAUCAGCUCCAGCCCUGAAUACUCUUCCAGUAGUGAGACAGCCAGGGGGCCCGAGACCCCGAAGAGUGGAGUUGGCUGUUUCUAUACUUCUCAGGAAACAGACUAUUCUGCUGGUGAGCGUACCAAAGAGCCACCUGGUGGAGAGGAUUCUAAGAUGGUGAAGUUAAAGUCCCCUGUCCUGACCAAUACUACCACUGAGCCUACAAGCAUCAUGUCCCCCCCACCAGCCAAAAAACUGGCCCUUUCUUCCAAGAAGGCCAGCACCCUACGGAGGGCGACCGCCAAUGACUUCCAUUCACCUCCCCAUUCACCAUUUGCUGACCACACCUACCCCACGAAAAUCACCCACCCUGUCUUCUCUUCUUCUUGGCCUGCCAGUAAAAUCAGGGCUAUUUCACCUCUCAAAUCAUCAAAUCCUUUGAAGUCUGCCUUCAACUCCUACUCAGUCAAAGCUUCACCACUUCCCUCCAGCUUCAGGCCUUCAGGAAUGACUGAACCACAUAGCUGCUCCUUUGCUUCCAAUCUCCUGCCUCAGGUAAAUGGGGACUUUGUGUCCCCUUCAUACCAACAGCAGGGGGCCAGCAAUGCCCCUCACAGCUUCUCCAAAAAGAGAAGGAAAAAGCAUAUAGAAGACAAGCCAAUCAGAAGUUUGGAAGAAGAAAUCUCACAAAGAAAUGGGGAGGCAGCUGACCUUUCUCAUGUAAAGAAAAAGAAAAAGAGGAAGCGUAUAGAAGAAGGGCAUAGAUCCUGGACAGAAGUUGCUGCAUCUCUUAUUCAGGAAGAACAAACACAGAGUUGGAAUAGUGAGGUAGGAACAAAGUUAUGUUUAGAUGUGGCUGUUGAUGGGCUGGAGGAAGAAAGCAAAAACCAAGAGACGAAUGACAGUCACAAAGGAGAUGUGACUGAUGCCUACUACCUUAGCAAGAAGAAGGAGAAAAAUAGAAAGAGAAUGGAGGAAUGUAAUGAAGAGCAUUGUCACUAUCAGAAAUCAUCUUUGGACAGCAGUUGCUCUAUUUGGGACAAGGAAGAACCAGAGUCCAUUACAGAGUCCCCAAGAAAAAAGAAAAAAAAGAAAAGAAAACAAGGUUCAGAACAGGAAGGAGAAGAAAACGAGCACCAAAAACACCAGAGAAAGGACUGCCAAAAUGACUCCAAGAUCAUCCCUAAAGAAAACACUCUUUGCAAGGACAGCAAUCAGUCUCAAGAUAUGAAUGGCCAGCAUCCUGGAAAUAUUGCUCCAUAUAUGUUUUUGGAGAAGAAACAGGCUCCUCUUCAGCUCUGGAAUAGAGAGAAAGAAUCUAAUGUAGUCCAGGAAUUGCUGAAGUAUUCAUCUGAUAAAGCUUAUGGGAAAAAAGUUUUGACAUGGGAUGGUGAGAUGUCAGCCAUCAGUCAAGAUGCCAUUCAGUAUAGUAGACUGGCCCAGAAUGAGACAGUGAUUGAUGACUGGGACAAAGAAUUUGACUUUGGGAAGGAAAAGAAAACUAAGAAGUUCAAGCGAGAGAAGAGGAGAAACUUUAAUGCCUUCCAGAAACUUCAGAGUAGGCGGAACUUUUGGUCUGUGACCCAUCCAGCUAAGAUUACAAGCCUUAGUUACCGCCGCUGAAGCUUGCUGCUACUAAGAAAGCUUCCAGGAGAAAAAAGUAUCACUCUGUGAGCUGUAGCUGCUUGUCGUUGGAUCUAAAGAACAGAUGUUGUGGACCUUAAAUAACCCUGCUGCUUCAAGGGUGUUUACACUGUGAACCUAUCUUGGCAGGAGAAGUCUCCCUUCACUACUGUUACAGAUCAUCCUGAAAUAGAGUCUUAUGGACCAUUAUAUUACAAAAAGGAAAGUUUUAAAGAUUGAGAGUCUUGGUGACUUCAAAAAUGGACUAUAGGAAAAACCAGAAUCUGAUGGUACUGGAGAGAUAGCAGUUUAGUGGGCUCAAGGUAUGGAUUGAGUUUAGUUUACUGAGUGAUUAGAGAUUCUUCCACAGCAAAGAUAUCCAGCCAAAGGAGAUCUAGGUAUGGGGUAUAUAAAAAAUGCAAUGUGGAGGGAAGGAUUAGAUAGUUUAUUGAAAACUAGCAGUUCCUCCCAAUGUGUCCUAAAGUCAGGAACUUAAAGGAGGACAAACCUAAAAUUUAGUAACCUCAAUGGUGAAAAAUCAUCUGCACUAACACUGCUGGCAUUUUAAUAUGCUUCUGCUCACUUUCUUUUCUUUUGGGGUAUGGAGCUGGCAUUUCUCUGAACCUAAGUGAUUUUUCUU
Molecule: messenger RNA, 4087 nt
Organism: Gracilinanus agilis (Agile Gracile Mouse Opossum)
Lineage: Eukaryota; Metazoa; Chordata; Mammalia; Didelphimorphia; Didelphidae
Gene: USP36
Product: ubiquitin specific peptidase 36
Exons: 19
Coding region: 10-3447 (1145 amino acids)
Biological process (GO): regulation of apoptotic process; protein deubiquitination
Cellular component (GO): cytosol; nucleus
Molecular function (GO): cysteine-type deubiquitinase activity; cysteine-type endopeptidase activity
Source: RefSeq, a predicted model, not a curated record